GGAGAACACAGAAUAUACGAUACAUUACAGUUGGACGCAUUACCAGUCAACACUCCAUUAAAAAAAAUGAUGGCCGAUUGCAUAGAUGAUUCUCAGUUUGCCAUCAGUGAAUCCACAUGGAGUCCAGAGUUCAUCCAGGAGCUUCUUCCGUCUGCGGAGCGAACGGCUCUCCUCUAUAAUCUGUCAUUCUUGUGUCUGGGAGGCUUCCCAAAGCUGGAGCGUAUGAUCAGAGACCAAGCUAUUGAAACACAAAUGCUGUUCGGAACCUCUGAGGCUGUUCUGCUGAAGUGUGCCGGCACGAGUUCCAACCUGGUCACCUCGCUGUUCCCAAUACUGAUAAAAGCUGUUGAGAGGAACAGACCCAAACUGGCUGUGGUGUACCUGGAGAAAGCCAGAACAUGGAUCAAGGACAUCAUCAGAGCCGUGGAUGACAUGGUGACGAGGUAUGAUCAACAAACCAAAAGUGUGGGGAAUUGCACCAGUGAUGUGUUUAAAGAACAGAAGGAGACUGGAGACAAAUUAAAUGAACACACUGUCGAGAUGAAGGCUCUGGAGGAUGCUUUGGUCAAGCUUGAACUGGAGCUGAACAAAAAUGUCAAAGAUAUGGAGGAAAUUGAGAAAAGAAUUGAAAAAAGCACCCAAGAGCUGCUUUAUCUGAUCAGAAAUAAUAGAAAUUACCGUUAUUCUUUUUUAUGGGGCUUGUUCUCAUUUAAUCGACACUAUAAUGAUGCUGCUAUUCUUGCUAAACAAGCCGAACUGAACAGUCUCGUCUCUGAAAAGAACAGUCUGAGAAACCAAGGGUGGAACAUCAAAAUCAAACGGACUGAUUUUCAGCUGCAGAUGGCCAAUAGCAAAUUACAACAGAGUGUGAUUCCCAAUCCUGUCCACCUGAAGGAAGUCCAGAGGUGUCUUGAUCAAAUCCGACAAAUUCUGGUUGAUUUUAAAAAGUUCUGGGAGAAAGUGUCUGUUACGCUGGGCACACUGAAAGACAAGACCUUUGUUGGGGAGGAACUGAUUGAAGACCUGAAACGCAUGAAGAAGGAGUUUCUGGACUCCAUUGAUGACGCAAAAAAGGACUGGAAGAGAUUUGGUGUAUGCUGUCAGAGAGCACAGGGCAUCUUCAGCAUUCAGUCUAGGACUGCAUAUAAAUUCCUGGAGAUCAAUCCGUCUUCAUUCUCAGAGGCUGAAAGGAUUAAGCAGUAUGAGUCCGUCAUGGAGAAGCUGAAGAAGAUCAAUCCUCAGGGCUCCUGAGUGACAGUGAUCUGAUGCUUCCAUUCACACUUUAAACGCUCUUUAUAAGUCAUACACAUUAAUGCAUAGAGCUUAUCUUGUCAUUUUUGUAAUGCUUUAUAAUCAUUCUUUCAAUUACUGUUCAACAUACAUAUACUUUACUGAGUGUUUGUUAGGAAUAUUAUUUCCCUAUUCUAUGUCUCAAUUUAUGAAUAUCUCUCUUAAUAUUGCUUUGCAUUUCAUUAUGGUUUAUAGAUCUUGUGGUGGGUCUGGUCACAUGACUGAUGUCUAUGUCACACAAUAAAGACUAAAGACAUUAAA
Messenger RNA from Megalobrama amblycephala (Wuchang bream), 1551 nucleotides. RefSeq lists its product as uncharacterized. Lineage: Eukaryota; Metazoa; Chordata; Actinopteri; Cypriniformes; Xenocyprididae. The transcript is spliced from 7 exons. The coding region runs from base 67 to 1251 and encodes 394 amino acids. The record is from RefSeq and is a predicted model, not a curated record.